Molecule: messenger RNA, 837 nt
Organism: Aureobasidium subglaciale EXF-2481
Lineage: Eukaryota; Fungi; Ascomycota; Dothideomycetes; Dothideales; Saccotheciaceae
Exons: 1
Coding region: 1-837 (278 amino acids)
Molecular function (GO): hydrolase activity
Source: RefSeq, a predicted model, not a curated record
AUGACCACUGGACUGCAAUUCGUAUCAGAUCUACAUCUGGAACGUAAUAAGGGCUACACGUAUAACAUACCUCGAUCCGCAUCGCAUCUGGCGCUGGUCGGUGACAUCGGACGUUUCUGCGAUUACGACGAUUACGCUGCUUUCUUAAGAACACAGUGCCAGAUUUUUGAUCAGGUACUUUUGGUGGCAGGGAACAACGAGUUCUAUGGCUCGUCACGGCAAGAGGGACUGGAUGCUGCGCAGAGACUAGAACAAGAUCCGAGUUUACUAGGAAAGCUGGUGUUCUUGAGCCGAAACAGAAUCGACCUUCCAGGCUCCAACAUUAUCGUGCUAGGAUGUACAUUACAUUCACGUAUUCAGCAAGGACAUACUCGUCUCAACAAGGACUUUCAGAGUAUCAGAGACUGGACCACUGAGGAUCAUAACAGGGAACAUGAAUUGGACCUUGAAUGGUUGCGUUCAACCCUUCGCCACAUUGCUGAGGCCGAACCGCUGAAGCAAGUCAUAAUACUCACCCAUCAUGCGCCGUCGUUCAAAAACACUUGUCACCCGUCCCACGAAUACAACGCUGUAAGUCAGUGCUUUUGCAGCAAUACACUGGAAGAGUUUGAAACAUGGGAAGGCCAAGGGCAAGUAAGCGAUUGGAUAUUUGGCCAUACGCAUUGGAAUGCUCGUUUCAUGUGCGGAAACACAGUUGUACGGAGCAAUUGUCUACCCAAUCGACCUCGUGAUCUUAGUAUGUGGCAGACGCUCAUGCUGUACAGACCAUUUGAUCCACGCGCAGUCAUCAAAAUUGGUCCAAUACAGUCCUGGAGCAAUUGGUUAUUUGGCUCAUAG